AUGCCUUCCUCCUCUCCCGCUGCCGCCAAGCUCAACGGCGAGAACCUCCUCAAUGCCCUUGAGGGCAAGGGUGGUGUCAAGUUCCACAUCAAGACUGGCGGUGCCAAAUAUACGGCUCACCUCCAGGGACGCCAGACAUAUGAGCGUGUCAAGGCCACCCGCACCGACUCUACCUCGUCUUCCUCGAGCAGCUCUACCACCGGCUCUCAGUAA
Molecule: messenger RNA, 213 nt
Organism: Parascedosporium putredinis
Lineage: Eukaryota; Fungi; Ascomycota; Sordariomycetes; Microascales; Microascaceae
Source: the annotation of a GenBank genome assembly